This is a messenger RNA of Limanda limanda (common dab), 2505 nucleotides long. RefSeq names its product B-cadherin-like. Gene Ontology annotation, biological process: homophilic cell-cell adhesion; multicellular organism development; cell-cell junction assembly. Gene Ontology annotation, molecular function: cadherin binding; calcium ion binding. Gene Ontology annotation, cellular component: plasma membrane; catenin complex; cytoplasm. Bases 1 to 2505 code for a protein of 834 amino acids. The transcript has 15 exons. NCBI's taxonomy places the organism in Eukaryota, Metazoa, Chordata, Actinopteri, Pleuronectiformes, Pleuronectidae. The record is from RefSeq and is a predicted model, not a curated record.
AUGAGCAGCAGGAGUUUGGUGGUGAUUUUGGUGCUGUGCCACGUCCAGUGUUUAGCUGUUCUGGCUGCGGCAGGGAUCCAACCACGCUGCUUGAACAACAGAGACAACUGCUCUAAUAAUGAAAACCUUGAGCCCAUAUUCACAAAUAACAAUUUGUCUCAUAGGGCUUUAACAUGGUUUAAACACCCUUAUUUCUCCAUCUCCCUCAUGGGCCUCCAGCAACUCUCCACCUUUGAGUUUCCACAUGUAGCCGGCAGUUUGAAACGGAUGAAGAGGGAGUGGGUCAUUCCUGCGAUUAACUUCCCCGAGAACGACAGGGGUCCAUUUCCCAAAUUCAUGGUGAAGAUUAAAUCAAGCAAUGACGAGAAGAUGGCGAUAACGUACAAGAUCACCGGACCGGGGGCGGAUCAGCGUCCUGUGGGUGUUUUUGCUGUGGAUCGGCGAUCUGGGGUUCUGUACGUGACCCAGCCAUUAGACAGGGAGAAGACGGACAAAUACAUUCUGUGGGCCCACGCAAUGCAUGAGAAGACCACAGCUGAGGAGCCUAUGGAGGUUGUCAUCAACGUCAUCGACCAGAAUGACAACGCUCCACAGUUCACUCAGAACCAUUUCUACGGCUCAGUAAGCGAAAGCGCUGAAGUCGAUGACUUCGUGGCAAAGGUGACGGCGGAGGAUAAAGACGACCCAGAGAUGAGCAAUGCAAUAAUUAGGUAUCAGAUAAAGAAUCAGACGCCUCAAAUACCCAAAGGUGACAUGUUUACCAUAAACCCUUUGAGCGGAUUGAUCAGUGUGGCAGCAGGAGGCCUGGACAGAGAGACCCAGCCCCAGUACAAGCUGAGCAUUGAGGCUGCUGACAUGGAGGGCGAGGGGCUGGCGGCCACCUGCACUGUGAUCAUCAGCGUCUCCGACAGCAACGAUAACGCUCCAGAGUUCACCGUCACAUCUAUUUCCACAUUCGUCCCUGAAAAUGCAGCCGGAGUGGAGGUCAUAAGGUUAAAGGUCACAGACAAGGACGAGCCGGGAUCUCCCAACGCCAACACUCAAUAUUCAAUAAUCGCAGGAAACGAGUGCGGGCACUUCAACGUCACCACAGGCGCCAAUAAAAUGGAGGGAAUCAUCAAAACAGCCAAGCAGCUGGAUUUUGAGAGCACUCCUGAAUUUACUCUGCUGGUGGUGGUGACUAACGAAGUGCCGCCGUCCGGGCCGACGUGGACCUCGACGGCCACCGUCACCGUGGCGGUGGAGGACCAGAACGAGCCUCCUGUCUUCAGUCCAGCCGAGAUCCUCGUGAGCAUCUCGGAGAACGUGAAGGCCGGGAGCUCUGUGGCCGGCCUCAGAGCUGAGGAUCCAGAUACAGCCAGGACCCAGAGCGUGAGAUAUAAAAUACACAAUGACACUGCCCAUUGGCUGAGUAUCGAUAAAGUCACCGGCUUGGUCAAAGUAAGAGGUAGCAUGGACAGAGAGUCACAUUAUGUCAAAGACGGCAAAUACACAGUCCUGAUUUUGGGCUAUGACAACGACACCGUCCCAGCCACCGGGACAGGAGCCGUGGUCGUGACUUUACUGGACGUGAACGACCACCGCCCUGUGAUCAGACAGAGAACAGCCACUCUGUGCAGCAAGGACCCGGCCCCUGCCUUGUUGGACAUCAGGGACCUCGACGGACCGGGUCACGCUGGACCCUUUUUUGUGGAGCUUCAAGGAGAGUACACGAUCAACUGGACCAUUAGCACCAACUCCACAAGUAGCGUGGCAGCUCUGGCCCCCAGGCGGGAGCUGUCGCCUGGUGAAUACCAUGUUCUCAUGCGGAUCUAUGAUGUCGGCAUGCUCUACCAGGACAGCACACUGGCUGUGGAGGUGUGCCAGUGUGAAGGAGCCAGUUCCACCUGCUUCAUCUCACAUUCUGCCCCUCAUCUGCACAGUUCUUCUCACGCAACUUCAGUUCUUGGAGUGAUUUUUGGUCUUUUGUUGCUGCUUCUGCUGUCGCUGCUGCUGCUGGUGUUGUUGAGGAGGAGAGGGAGGAGCUCGGAGAAGGACUUCCGUCACCUUGAAGAUAUGCCCAGGGACAACAUCUUCCUGUAUGAUGAAGAGGGAGGAGGUGAAGAAGACCAGGACUUUGACCUGAGCCAGCUUCAGAAGGGGCCCGACAACCAUCACAAGGUCACUGACGUCUUCCCGACCCUCCAGAGCCGACCCUGCUAUCGUCUCCUGCCCCAAGCCAAUGAGGAGAUAUGUACAUUUAUUGAAAACAACUUGCAGGCUGCAGACAGUGACCUCACAGCUCCUCCUUUCGACUCUCUCCUGGUGUUUGACUACGAAGGAGUCAGCUCUGAGGCGAGUUCGCUCAGUUCCCUCAGCUCCUCAGACUCGGACGAGGAGCAUGACUUUCGGAGCCUGAGUCAGUGGGGUCCCCUUUUCAACAGGUUGGCUGACCUGUACACUCAUGGGACCGAGGAGGACGACGAAGACACUGAAACACUGCCGGGAAAAACAGAAUGGGUCUGA